Messenger RNA from Dreissena polymorpha, 411 nucleotides. RefSeq lists its product as uncharacterized. Lineage: Eukaryota; Metazoa; Mollusca; Bivalvia; Myida; Dreissenidae. Gene Ontology annotation, molecular function: nucleic acid binding. The record is from RefSeq and is a predicted model, not a curated record. The transcript is spliced from 2 exons. The coding region runs from base 1 to 411 and encodes 136 amino acids. Gene Ontology annotation, biological process: DNA integration.
AUGGCCAACCUUCCUGAAGAUAGACUUACCCCAGGACCUCCAUUCACAUACGUUGGUGUGGAUACCUUCGGACCAUGGCCAGUUAUGACACGGCGUACCAGAGGAGAGGUUGCAGAGAGCAAACGAUGGGCCAUCAUAUUUGUUUGCUUAGUCACCAGAGCAUCUCAUAUAGAAGUGAUCGAGGACAUGAGUAGCUCAGCCUUUAUUAACGCUCUACGACGAUUCAUCUCUGUACGGGGACCUGUGAAAGAAUUUCGAUCUGAUCGCGGAACCAAUUUUGUUGAUGCUUUGAAGGACAUUAAAGCUGAUGCAAUCUGUGUUGAAGACCCACCCGUAAAAGCAUUUCUCAAGGAUAAGGAAGUCGCCUGGAUCUUGAACACCCCACACGCUUCGCACAAGGGAGGAUGUUAA